AUGAACGUACUGAGACCCAUACAUCCAUCGUCAUUUUCCGAGUUCCCUCUCCAUCAUCACGAUGUGACCCAGCACCACACUGAUACCCAUACAACAAACUCCGCCAUGAGUACCCGCAAGCGAAAAGCGGAAGAAGAAAUCGAUCAUAGCAUGGCUAUAUCGCCAACAAACUCUCCACCUGCCCUCCUAUCUCGUCUUUUGGCUCGCCCACAAAAAAGAGUCCGAGUAAAUGAGGCCUGCGCUCGUCCGAUAACGAUUCAUCGACUCCUCGAAACCCUAGAUGCUGCUUCUCUCCGAUCAGUCCUACAAACUAUCUGUGAACGACACCCACAAAUAGGCACAGAGGUUGCCACGUCCGCACCUAAGCCGUCGGUUCAAGCCGUUACGCAAGUACUAGCACAAUACCAGGAGAAACUCCAACAAGCCUUUCCCUACGGUGGGAAUUCUGGAUCGGAUUAUGCAUUUCACAGAGUGAGACAACAUUUGACUGAUCUAAUUGACGCUUUGACCGACUUUACACCGCAAUAUCUACCUCCCAACGAGAAUCAGGCCUCGAUCUCUCUAUCCUAUCUUAACGCUGCUACCAAAGUAAUCCACGAAUUGCCAGAGUGGGAUUCCCACUCCAACCGGCAGUAUAAGGAUAAUGCUUACGACGUAAUUUCGAGAGCUUGGGUUCUGGUCAUCACGGAGGCAUCUAAGCGAGGAGGAGGAUUCCAAUUACACACUGGAGGAUGGGACCAGAUACUAUACAAACACAACGAGCAAAGUAGAGGUCGAAUGCAUAUGGCCACAAGUGUUUUAGGUUCAAACUUGGAUUGGAUGGGCGUUAAUGGUACAACUAACGACCUUGGAUCAAUUCGUGAUCAGCUUUUCAAUGGGACUUUUGGAAAUAAUUCCGUUUCUGUCGGAGCUGGAAUACUCUAG
Messenger RNA from Blumeria graminis f. sp. triticale, 924 nucleotides. The record is from the annotation of a GenBank genome assembly. NCBI's taxonomy places the organism in Eukaryota, Fungi, Ascomycota, Leotiomycetes, Helotiales, Erysiphaceae.